AAUAAAGUAUUCAGCGCUUGAAGGAGAUCCACUUAUCUGAACAUCUGAACAAAAUGAUCACGGUGUUCGUCGUGGCUCUGCUUUCUGUUUUCACGAUGUCUGUUGUCUCUGUUUGUGAUGGAUUCAAGCCGUUCGACUGUUCUGAAAUAUACAAAUCAGGACAAACAGGCAGUGGGAUUUACUCCAUCUAUCCAGCCGGCAACACUCCUGUCUGGGUUUACUGUCAGAUGAUUUCAGAAGGAAAAGUUCAAGACAAUGGAGGAUGGACGGUGUUUCAGAGACGAUUGGAUGGCAGGAUUAACUUCUAUCAGCCGUGGGAAGAGUACAAGAGAGGAUUCGGGACCACCGAGGGGGAAUACUGGCUGGGGCUGGAGAACCUCUACCAGCUGACACGCCACAAGAACUACAUGCUGAGAGUGGAUCUGGAGGACUUUACUGGACGGAGAGGUUUCGCUCAGUACUCGUCCUUCUCUGUGGGUUCUGAAGCUGAAGGGUAUAAACUGCAGAUUUCUGGCUUCACUGAUGGUGGAGCAGGAGACUCGAUGACCCACCACAAUGGAAUGAAGUUCAGCACCUAUGACAAGGACCAAGACAUCGAUUCAAGGAAUUGUGCCAGACUGCGGCUUGGAGCUUUUUGGUAUCGAAACUGCUACUAUGCAAAUCCCAAUGGUGUUUAUAUAGGUGGAGAAGACAGCACCAUUUAUGCAAUUGGAGAUGUUUGGUACAGCUGGAAGAACAACGCUAAUUUUGGUAUGAAACUCAUCACCAUGAAGAUCAAACCUGUGUCUUAGAUGUUUGAAGAGACAAGCAACAAAACAAUGAAAUUUAGCCGUAAGGGUUUACUUUGCUCUGUCAGCUGAGUCUGUGUGUACUUAAAAUCUUUAAAUUGUUUGUAUUAGAUCAAUUAUGCAUCAACAAUAAACUAAAAUAAAUCUGUGCAAAAAAGGCA
This is a messenger RNA of Danio rerio (zebrafish), 949 nucleotides long. It is a transcript of the gene mfap4.10, whose product is annotated as microfibril associated protein 4, tandem duplicate 10. The record is from RefSeq and is marked validated. Lineage: Eukaryota; Metazoa; Chordata; Actinopteri; Cypriniformes; Danionidae.